UAAUAAACCUGGAAACAAUCAGAUAUAGGCAAGGAAGUGUAAGGUAGUUUAAUAAUAAAAGAAUUCUUGUGUGCGACUUCUCUCAAGUCGACAAACACAGCCCUCUCUCUUACUCACACGGGAGUCAAGCUUUCUCAAAGCUCCUUUCGACAAACGUCAUUCCUUAAAGACUUUUUCCCUUUUGGAUCUGAACAUAUUCGAAAGACCAAAACACCUCAAGCUUUUAGGCUUGCCAACCCUCUUCACCCUCUUCGCCUAGAACACCUCCCUACCUCUCGUAAUAAAACAUACCUUACGUUGUAUCAGUCUAUCUCGGAUAUAAUGGGGCAAACACCAAGCACUCCACUUGCCGACUGUCUCAACGCCGUCUGCAAUGGCCGCAACGACUGCGUCGCAUUUCCUGACCAUCCGCUUUACCAAGCAUCUUGGGUCAACCGAUAUAAUCUCGAUAUUCCGGUAGAGCCGAUCGCCGUAACGAGGCCGGAUAACGCCCAGGAUGUAUCGGAUUUUAUUAAAUGCGCCGUUGCGAAUAACGUCAAGGUCCAGCCCAAGUCAGGCGGUCAUUCUUAUGCAAAUUUCGGUGUCGGAGGACAAGAUGGAGAACUCGUCAUCGAUCUCGUACAUCUUCAGGAUUUUUCUAUGGAUAACAACACGUGGCAGGCUUCCAUCGGCGGAGGCACUAGGCUCUCUGAUGUGACCGAUAGGCUUCACGAGAACGGCAAGCGAGCCAUUGCUCACGGAACGUGUCCCGGAGUCGGUAUUGGCGGCCAUGCCACCAUUGGUGGACUUGGUCCUUCGUCUCGCAUGUGGGGAUCAUGUCUCGACCACGUUAUCGAGGUAGAAGUAGUUACCGCAGAUGGCUCUAUCAAACGGGCUAACGAGAAGGAGAAUAGCGAUCUUUUCUUCGCAUUAAAGGGUGCAGGUGCGGGUUUCGGCGUCAUCACCGAGUUCGUCGUCAAGACGCACCCUGAACCUGGUAACGUUGUGCAGUACUCAUUCUCACUAUCCCUCGAUAAGCACGCCAACUUGAUACCUGUAUUUCAACAAUGGCAGGAUCUUAUCUCAGAUCCCAACUUGGACCGACGAUUUGGUACCGAAUUUGUCAUGCAUGAGCUUGGUGCUAUCAUCACUGCCACAUUCUACGGAACCGAGGAGGAGUGGAAAGCUACUGGAAUUCCCGACAAGAUUCCCGUUGGAAACGUAUCCGUAGUUGUCGACGACUGGCUAGCCGUCAUCACUCAGCAGGCAGAAGACGCUGCUCUCUGGCUGUCGGAACUCCGCGUCGCAUUUUCUGCAAAGAGUUUAGCUUUCCGUGCCGACGAGACGCUGUCCCCGGAUACGAUCUCUAAUCUUAUGAACUACAUCGACGACGCGAAACGAGGCACACUUAUUUGGUUUUUGAUCUUCGACGCGACUGGCGGUGCGAUCAGCGAUAUUCCCAUGAACGCGACCGCUUAUUCGCACCGAGACAAGAUCAUGUUCGCUCAGGGAUACGGAAUCGGCGUUCCUACCUUGAACCAGGAUACGAAGGACUUCAUGAGCGGCAUGAUGACCACGAUCAAGAGCGGUUCCGCGCAGGCUUUGACCACCUACCCCGGAUACGUCGACCCGUCAUUGACAGACGCUCAGGCAUCGUAUUGGGGCCCGAACUUGGAUACUUUGGGAGAAAUUAAAUCGAAGUGGGAUCCGAAUGAUUUGUUCCACAACCCGCAGAGCGUGAGGCCGGCGGAAACUGAUUAGGAGUCAAAAGGAGAAAGGAGACGACUUUGGCAUUGAUACCCCCUCUUCUGUGUUCUCUUCUGUGUUAAUAAUUUGAUAAUACCUACUUACAUACUG
This is a messenger RNA of Daldinia vernicosa, 1836 nucleotides long. Its product is annotated as putative glucooligosaccharide oxidase. The record is from RefSeq and is a predicted model, not a curated record. NCBI's taxonomy places the organism in Eukaryota, Fungi, Ascomycota, Sordariomycetes, Xylariales, Hypoxylaceae. The transcript is spliced from 5 exons. Bases 322 to 1740 code for a protein of 472 amino acids. Gene Ontology annotation, molecular function: FAD binding; oxidoreductase activity.